CAGUUGGUAUACGCGGCAGUUCGGAGUAUGGAGUUUGUGUGAAUCGCCGUCGUGUAGUCGCCGAGAGGUUCGACCGAGUAGAGUUCACGCCUGUGAUCUGUGUGAUGUGUUCGUAGCGCGUCGCGACGAAUCAUUUCCUGGCGAGAAAGAGAGAGAGAGGCGUGUUGAGACUGACCCCGUUGAUUGGCAAAAAUGGAAUCGAGGAUUAUCGUCCUGGGCCUGUUCGUGCUCUUCGUCGCGAUGGCGACGACGUCGGACACCAAGGAGCGGAAGAGGAAAUCGUGGAAAGACAAGGAUAUACGGGACAUGACGGACGCCGACCUGGAAAACCUGCUGGAUCAGUGGGAAGAAAACGACGAAACGAACGAACCCCUGGAGCCGGACGAGUUGCCGGAGCACUUGCGGCCUGCCCCAAAGAUAGACAUAUCCAAGAUAGACAUAAGAAAGCCAGAUGGUAUACUGGCUCUGAAGAAGGGGAAGAGCAUCAUGAUGUUCAUAGAUCUUAAUUCAAACGUCUCGGAGGAGGAAGCCAAUAUCGCGACCGGUAUCUGGCAGACCGGCCUACAGAACAAUCAUAUCAUCGCGGAAAGGUAUCCGAUUGAAAAUAAACGUUAUAUAUUCAUGUUCCACGAUGGAUCUCAGGCUAUUGAGGGCAAGAAUUUUUUCCUGCAGCAACCUGAAGUCGCUCACGUCACUGUCGAAGGCCAAACAUUUUACCCGCCGCAGAAGGACGGACAACAUUCCAUACCCGCCGACAAGCCAAAGGCCAAGGAAAGGACAGAAGAGUUGUAAUCUCCCCUGGCGCGCGCCACUGCAUUUCCGAAACAUUUUCCAUUAACUUGUCCUUGUACAAAAAAACAAGCAUUCUUUCGAGGAAUAUAUAUUUUUUUUUCUUCAUUUAUAAUGAAUUGUUUUCAGUCGAGUGUGUUAAGUUUAUACUGUGCGUUUAUUAGUUUGUACAAUAAAUAAACUAUCUUGAAUACGCUAUCUA
This is a messenger RNA of Wasmannia auropunctata (little fire ant), 991 nucleotides long. It is a transcript of the gene boca, whose product is annotated as LDLR chaperone boca. The transcript has 6 exons. Gene Ontology annotation, biological process: protein folding. Lineage: Eukaryota; Metazoa; Arthropoda; Insecta; Hymenoptera; Formicidae. The record is from RefSeq and is a predicted model, not a curated record. Bases 193 to 792 code for a protein of 199 amino acids.